AUGUCGGUGUCCGACCUGUUGUACCCAAUUUUUUUUUUCAUCACUUCUUUCAGUGAUGCACGCCGGUGGCGUCGGUCAACGGGGACAGAACAUCUGCAUGGUCCUUCUUCUACUGCGGUUCGUCUCCACUUUUGUUUCCAUCAAGAGCCUUGUUUAAUUUUACAGCUGUUGAUCGAUUUGUUGCUGUGGUUUUUCCUCUCCAUUCCCCGUUCUUCAGUACACAUAUGUGUGUAGUGGUUAUCUUCUUCAUCUUGAUAAUGGCAAAAGUCUCGUCCUUCCCAAUAUUGUUGCCCACCUUCGACACCGUGAAAUUCAGUGAGAAGCAAAACAAUAUUGAUUCUCUCCUUAGGCACCUGCGAAUAGUUACCAUUACAAUUCCUUUUAAGAUUUUGAGCAUUCUUUAUUCUGACAGACUUUUCAAAGUCAAACUCCAAAAGAUUCACGACAAACGAUCACUUAACACCGUGAAACAACCCGAAAGAAACUCUCCAUUGUUGGACAAAUUCUCCUUGUCAGCACCUUAG
Molecule: messenger RNA, 524 nt
Organism: Pocillopora meandrina
Lineage: Eukaryota; Metazoa; Cnidaria; Anthozoa; Scleractinia; Pocilloporidae
Source: the annotation of a GenBank genome assembly